AUGAAUUUGAGGGCAAAAAUAAAGAAGAAAACAUCCCGUCAUACACCUCCGUCCUUAUUGAGGCCUUGGAAACUUAUAGGAAAGUCAGUUCCAGUAGGCGUGGAUAAUUUAUCAUGGAGUAUUUUGAAGCCUAGAAAAGAUGCUGCUCCAUCUGAUAAGGAGGCUGAUACGGAGCUUCAGAGCAAGCUCAAUGUCGCACUCUCUGUGAUUCAUGAGUGUUUCGAGCCCAUUAAAGAACCAGGUACAAAGACAGAUCUUGUCCAAGAUGUUCUUUUCAACAACACGUCAAGGCUUAACCGACUGAACUUUUGGGGAUUUUACACUGUGAUCUUAGAGGAGGAGGAUGAGCUCAUCUCUGUUGCAACAGUUAGGAUACAUAACGAAAAGGUUGCAGAAGUACCACUUGUUGGUACGCGUCUCCAUUAUCGUUAUCAAGGGAUGUGCAGUAUUCUGUUUGGUGUUCUAGAGCAGAAGCUCAGGGAAUUAGAAGUUGAGAGGCUGCUUUUACCAAAGGAAGUUGAGAGACUACUUCCUUUGGUUUCUCUAAGAUGA
Papaver somniferum (opium poppy) is the source of this 552-nucleotide messenger RNA. Its product is annotated as increased DNA methylation 1-like. The transcript is spliced from 2 exons. Bases 1 to 552 code for a protein of 183 amino acids. Gene Ontology annotation, molecular function: transcription corepressor activity. The record is from RefSeq and is a predicted model, not a curated record. Lineage: Eukaryota; Viridiplantae; Streptophyta; Magnoliopsida; Ranunculales; Papaveraceae. Gene Ontology annotation, biological process: negative regulation of DNA-templated transcription.